Messenger RNA from Symsagittifera roscoffensis, 1575 nucleotides. RefSeq lists its product as uncharacterized. The transcript is spliced from 6 exons. NCBI's taxonomy places the organism in Eukaryota, Metazoa, Xenacoelomorpha, Acoela, Convolutidae. The record is from RefSeq and is a predicted model, not a curated record. The coding region runs from base 1 to 1575 and encodes 524 amino acids. Gene Ontology annotation, molecular function: nucleic acid binding. Gene Ontology annotation, biological process: DNA integration.
AUGGUGGACGUGUAUGGCGUAAGGCCGGACCCGGAAGCAGUAGAGGUUGUGUUGACAUGGAAGGCUCCAAGAACGGACACACAACUCAUGAGCAAUUAUAACCGUGAGUUCGUAAAAGGAUACACAGACAAGGUGUACCCCAUGCAGAAACUGAUGCGCAACAAAGGAAAAAAGUUCGAAUGGAACGAAGAAGCUCAUGCUGCCUUCGAGAAGAUGAAGCAGGAACUGUGCGAAGCGCCAGUACUAGGCAUGCCUACAGAGAAAGGCAUCCUCUCAUUGCUGGAUAAAAGGGUGCAGGUCACACGGCAAGUGAUGCAAAUGCUGGGUGAAUUUUUGGAGAGAGAAGUGACUGGAGAUGACCCCGAGUGGGCAGCAGCCAUGGCAUCGCUAACGAAAGAAGUAGUGAGGACUGAUCUUCAACCCUUCAGGCAAGAGACAGAACCAUUGGCGAAAAUUUGUUGCGUGAAGAUGGAAGAUGACACGCAACAGCCCGAUGAAACAAAUAGUCAUUUGAGGGUCAUGAAGACGUACUUGAAGGCGAGAUACAGACACUCAGACCUACUAAAGGGACAAAGAAAAGACCGCAUGACGAGUAACUUGAAAAGGCGGAUCGAAAUUGGAACACCAGACAAAGGUGACCUGGAGGAAGACAGUUACCGUAUUCUGAGACAGUACUUUAUGCAAAAAGAAGGAAGGUUAUAUCUGAACAAGGAGGGGAUUGUGGCUUGUAAGAGAAAAGAAGAAGACAAAGUCAAGGAUCCAAGGGAAUUGCGAUUUCCCUUGCAGUCGAUUGAUCCAUCUGAAUUCAACGAGGUCGUGCAGAUUGGCCACCAGAAAAUACUUAUGACAGACAGUGGCUAUAAUCAGGUCUUGGUCAUGAUAGACCGCUUCACGAAGUAUGCAGAGGCCUUACCCUGCAUAACUGCAUCAGCAGAAGAGACGUGCGAUCAUCUAAUCAAUACGUGGAUAGCGAGACAUGGUUGUCCGAUGACGUUUAAAUCGGCUAAUGGAACAGCUUUCGUGGGAAAACUUACAAAAGAGCUCAUUGGACGCUCACAGGUGGCUCAAGCUCUUUCCACGACAUACCAUCCCCAGACGAAUGGCUUAGUGGAAAGACAAAAUCGGACGAUUGUUCCAGAAGAAAUAACCGUGUCACAGGACACCGACAUAGUCGAUGACCAAAACGAGGAGUGGAUCGAUGACCGGUCUAAAGCUGAGGUAGAAUUCGACAACGAGCAACAGCGAUCUUACGAACAUGACUUGACGAAAUUGCGUGCCUUGAAAUGGCUGAAUGAAUUGACGUCGGACCCGAAGGAGGCCAGUGUCACGAUUCAAGAUAGAGAUUAUAAAAACAUAGAAUUCCUCUGGAAGCGAAGACCAGGAAUAGGAGGCAUAGUAGCCUUGCCCCCAGCGGCAUCGCAGAUACCGGGAAAGUAUUUAUGCUUCUUGGUGACGAGGGCGACGGAGAAGCGGCAUCUGGACCCGGAAAACCUUGUCUUGUCCUUGACGAGACUGGGAGACUUUCUUGAGGCAGUAUACGACCCGAACCGAGGACGACUGAGUCCACGGGAAUAA